AUGGAGGGAUCGUCUAAUGCGUUUCCGAUGAAUGGCGGAGAAGGGCCUCACAGCUACUCCAGAAACUCCUCUGGCCAGAGAAUAUUUAUAGAGAGGGCCCGCAAACUCAUCCAGGAGGCAGUAGCCGAGCAUCUCGACAUUGAAGCAUUCUCUUCCUCCGGAGCUUUUCUCGUUGCCGAUCUCGGUUGCUCAGUCGGGCCCAACACGCUCUAUGCUGAGUUCCAAAAGAAGUUCAGGACAAGAGCUCCAGCCUGGAACAAAGGCAGGAUAUUUUACCCCAGUGCGAGCGAAGAAGUCAUCAAAGCAUAUGCAGCUCAAUUUGCUAAAGACAUGGAGGUCUUUCUCCGUGCUAGAGCGCAAGAAAUUGUUCUCGGAGGACUAAUGAUGCUCACCUGUGUCACUCGUCGUGACGGAGCUCUUCAUUCUGAAGCUUUUGCCAACAGGUCUUUAGAUUUGUUGGAAUCUUGCCUUGUCGACAUGGUCAAGAAGGGAAAUAUAAGUGAAGAGAGAAUGGACGAGUUUAACCUGCCGAUGUACUAUGCGUCCCCCCAAGAAAUGAAAGAAGCAGUGGAAAGGAAUGGCCAUUUCAGCAUCAAGAAAAUGGUGGAGCUAUUUGAAGGAUCAGCAGAAGCCUAUCCCUAA
Messenger RNA from Eucalyptus grandis, 642 nucleotides. RefSeq names its product probable S-adenosylmethionine-dependent methyltransferase At5g38100. Gene Ontology annotation, molecular function: S-adenosylmethionine-dependent methyltransferase activity. The record is from RefSeq and is a predicted model, not a curated record. Lineage: Eukaryota; Viridiplantae; Streptophyta; Magnoliopsida; Myrtales; Myrtaceae. Bases 1 to 642 code for a protein of 213 amino acids. The transcript is spliced from 4 exons. Gene Ontology annotation, biological process: methylation.